Molecule: messenger RNA, 6239 nt
Organism: Mizuhopecten yessoensis (Yesso scallop)
Lineage: Eukaryota; Metazoa; Mollusca; Bivalvia; Pectinida; Pectinidae
Product: protein lin-54 homolog
Exons: 12
Coding region: 1-2517 (838 amino acids)
Biological process (GO): regulation of DNA-templated transcription
Cellular component (GO): nucleus
Source: RefSeq, a predicted model, not a curated record
AUGAACGUACAGCUAUCUUUUGUCUUGAAAAUUUACGUUAGAAAGUGUUUUUCUGUUGAAGAUCAUCAAUCGCAUUUUUCUGAAAAUAUUUACAUUAUCGCUACCAAUCAAAAUUUAGUCAUUAGUUUCUGCAUUUUACUCCGCGGAAUACGGACCCGAGUAUUAUGGGAUGGUAAUGGUGGGCGCGUGAUUUUGAACAAACACAGAAUGCCUGCCCAGAGAACAGGCAUAGGAAAUAACGAAGCUUUCACAGUUGUAACAGUAGCAAGUGAUGGAUUAAACACUUCCAGCGUGAACAGUUUAGAAGGCAUUGCCUCAUCAUCAAAGUUUGUUGACAUCCCAACGGCUGUGGAUUACGAGCCCAUCGAAAAUCUGGAGACUCCCCUGGAUACGUUUGUAAUCUCUUCCACACCUGAAAUAGGUGGAGUGGAAACGGUGCUAGUGGAAGGUCAGCCUCCUGGCUCAGUUGUGUUGCCACAGAAUGAUUCUGUGGCGAGUAAUGUACAACAGCCGGAAAUCAUCUAUGUGUCUCAGCCACCCGCUGCAAAACCUACACCAGAAGUUUUUGUUGUUUCACAACCUUCUGCAACGAAAGCCGUGACAACCAUCAAGAGACCUUUAUCAGGAUCUGGAAACAGUCCUGUGGUGACUAAAGUGAUAAUUACCAAGAACCCUAAUACUAGUCAACCUCAAGCCAUGCCCAUCCAACUGAAUCAGGUCCUUGGUCAGACCAUGUCUCUGUCAUCCAUGGGACAGGGAAUCAACAUCAUACCCCAGGGCUCACAGACACCCACAAAGACAAUAACUAUAUCUCCGCAGGGCAUUGUGUCGGCUUCUUCCAUGAAACUGACAACUAUGUCCUCACCGGGUAAAGUAGGAAUACCAGUGCGACAACUUCCAAUGUCACCCACAAAGACUCCUACCAAAAUAACAAUGAUUCCUGUGUCGGUGGGAAAGUCCCCACAGCGGAUAGCACCAGCUGCAAUAUCUAUGUUAGCAAAGAAUCCAUCAGAACCUGGGUCUUAUACACCAGUGACUAUUUCCAGUACAACUGGUAAUACUGUGACAGUGUCGAGACCUACUGUGAAUAUGAUAACGAUGUCGCCAUCAAAAGUUUUAAAACAAGGGACGGUGCUGCAAUCCGGCCAGACAUUACUUGGCUCCAACCCUCAGAUAAUUACACAGGGAGGGGUGAAACAGAUGGCCAUUCCUAUGUCCAGUGUCCACUCGGUCCAGGGCAGCAAGUUCCAGUAUCUUCGGUUGGUCGCUCCUUCCUCCCAAGGUGGGAAGACGGCGGGAGGGCAGUUGACAUCAGUGGUACAUGGAAUACCAGUGUCCAACUCUGGGACAGUUUCCUUGGGUCAGCAUGGAGGACAACAAAUGAAAAUCACACUUCCACUGCAGGGUUCACAACUUAAAACAGUGGUAUCCCAGGCUGGUUCUGCUGGCGUACAUCGAAUCCUGUUGCCAGCUCAGCCGAACCAAGUACGUUUGAGUACUGGCGGUACAACAACAUCAGCCACAACACUCCAGCAGAUCCGACCGGCCAGCUCUGCAUCCCUAGGACAGCUGCCCCCUGGUGCCACCAUACUGUCGGCGGGUAACAGUGCUCAAGGACUACAAGGAUUUGCUCUGGUACCAGCUUCGUAUCUCUCACAGAUGCAGCAAGCUCCCGCUAAGCCUGUAGCUCCAGUGCUGCCUCCAGAACCCCAGGUUCAGCAGAGUCGACAGGACUACAUAGCCAUCGCCAGUAAUGACCCCUCUAUUAGUGCUAACGCCAUGGCAAGAAACUCUGUCAAUGGCCUAAGUCCUGUGAUAGAGCCGACCGGUGCCAGACCAAGAAAGCCAUGUAACUGUACAAAAUCCCAGUGUUUAAAGCUGUACUGUGACUGUUUUGCAAAUGGCGAGUUUUGUCAUAAUUGUAACUGUAACAACUGUGCUAAUAACCUGGAACACGAAGAGGAACGAUCUAAAGCUAUUAAAUCAUGCCUGGACAGAAAUCCAAUGGCAUUUCACCCAAAGAUUGGUAAGGGCCGAGAGGGUAAUGGAGACCGGCGACAUAACAAGGGCUGUAACUGUAAACGCUCCGGAUGCCUUAAAAACUACUGUGAAUGUUAUGAGGCGAAAAUUAUGUGUUCAAAUCAUUGUAAAUGUGUUGGGUGUAAGAACUUUGAGGAAAGUCCAGAACGGAAAACCUUGAUGCAUUUGGCUGAUGCAGCAGAGGUACGGGUCCAGCAACAGACAGCAGCCAAAAGCAAGUUAUCAUCACAAAUAUCUGGGAUACCUUCACGGCCCCCAGUCUCCUCCGCCACCGGGGAAAGGUUACCGUACACCUUCAUCACGGCAGAGGUGGCUGAGGCGACGUGUGCUUGUCUGCUGGCACAGGCGGAGGAAGCGGAACGGCUCAAGAUGCCCCCGGUUGUUCAAGAACGAAUGGUGAUUGAGGAAUUUGGGCGAUGUCUUCUACAAAUUAUCGACUCGGCAAACAAGACAAAAGACUCCGACUCAAAUUCCUGAGACAAAGACAGGCAGGCGUAGCCGGAGAAGCCCCUCCCACUAACCAGAGCAUGCAGUCCCUCCCUGUGCAUCAUGACCCCCUACUGUGUACCAUCAUCUCAUCUGUGCAUGCUGUAGGCUGGUCCCUGACCAGUGUCCAGCUCCCGGUCAAACAUCCUGCAUGUCGCUCCAACACGUCUCCCCAAGUGCUGACCAUACAGUUGCUUGCUCAUCCCGUCAUCAAUCUCAUUAGUGCACCGUCAUUUGUCUUCUGUAUCAUCAAUGUCACCUCAUCGUCCUGUACAUGUCUUCAAAACUUUUAACUGCAAGAAUUGCUCUUUAUGUCCAUUUUUUUCCACAAAAGUUACUUGAAAUGUAAAAUGGGCAGCAAACAAGAUAUGAUGAAGGAAAUUUUAAGAUAUGUUUGGUAGAUUUUGGCAAUUUUUUCUAGAUUUCAAAAAUAAUGGAUAUAAAUAUAAAAAUGAUCAUUGAAACUAUCCAGAAAAAAAUAUGUGCUUGUUACUGCUUAUAUUUUGAGUGUACCAUUUUCCAAUAUAUUUUUUUAAGAUGGACAGGUAAUGAAAUAUUUUUUAUUGAAGAACAGUGCUAUAAUCAUCAGGUUGUUGAUGUUUUUUCCGCUGUGUACAUUGUUCUAUGUAGAUAUACCUCAGGAGAGUGACGGAGAACCGUGAUUUGUGAUGCACAUGGAGAUAAAACAACAGACGUAUUGUGGAAAGAAAACCGGCCAAGUUGGUAGAUGAUGAGUGCAGAUUCCCUCGGUGUCGAGUGGGAACUUGUGUCGAGGCUCUGGACUUCACCGUUUAACUGUGUUCACUACCUAGAUUCUAUGCAUCAUGUGAGAAUGGACGUGUCAGCGAUGACUCUGGAGAACGGGGCCAGACAUGCCAUUUUAGGAACCCUCAUUUAAGUAAUUGUGUACAUAAGGGCGAGUCGCACAAGUAUGGGACUCGCCUUGUAUAUUUACCAGUGAACAGAUGUAUAUUAUGAGAUUGGUGCAAAACAUUGUACAGAAAGUUUUAUUUAAUAUAUUAUGAAUGACGGAAUCUGACACCAAACCUGCCUAUUAUCGAAGUGGCAACAAGCGUUGUCACUGUGCUUAAUUUCAGUGGCGUUCCGUUCCUGUCAGCCACUGUCAAUGCAAUGUCAACACUAACCCGUACGCCUUGGUUGAUUGCUUCGUCCGCCCCUCCGUUACACCGUAUUUACACCCGAAUAGCCAUCACUACAUCUCAAUAGGUUUCCUUAGAUCUGAGAGUUUUCUACAAAUGUUGUGUGGGGAUGAAAGAAAACCUAUGAAAGUUAAACCGUCUGAAUGUUGACUUGAGCGUAUGAUAAUGAACUAGCUGGCAAUUACAAGAACCUGCGUCCAUCCAAGAGGUUUAUUAAUUUUACAUAAUCAUUCAGUGGGUUUGAUCUUUAGGUAGAAUAGUGUAGAUCGGCACUAGUGCCUGGUUGCAUUUAUAUAACUGGGUUGAUUAACUCCAAAACAUUACAAAUAAUGCAGUGAUCAAGCAUUUUACCAAAAUUAUCCUUAAAAUUUUCGUAAAUCCAUCAACUUCACUUAUUAAACAUUACAUGGGAAAUUUUAUAUAAACACAUUUCAAAAACGAACAGCUUUUCUUGGUUCUCCUUUUAGUAUUUGUAUUUUUUUGGGGAAAAAGUAAUUUUGGUGUUUAAAUACAGAAGCGAUGCAAAAAUUGAAAUGAAAAUCAUGAAACUGAGGUUUUAAAAGUAUUUCCUUGACAAGUUUUACCCUAACAUCUCUAAAUAUUCCAUUUAUACAUUAAAUUGUUGAACUUCCUACUCUACCACUAGCGAAGUGAUUAGUCAGUUAAUCUCCAUUAUUUAUAUCCAUUUGAUUGGUUUAACUUUAUAAACCAACAACAAUAAACUUCAUUAGAUAUUCAAAAGUUAUCAUUUUGUUUUACGUCAUUUUUUUUUUGUUUUUUGUUUUUUUUGCCAUUAUUGUAAUUCUGGUAACGAGAAAUGUACAUUUUAUAACUGUUGCAGUCUAUGUGUGUAUGAUUUCCAGGUCAUAUUCACAGUCAUUUUCCAACAACAUUCUGUCUAUGUAUUCCUCCUAAGUUACUUUAAACAUACUGAAAUCAGUGCUGUCCGUAUCGUACAUUUUUAUCGGCUUGUUCACAAAUGAGGAACCGACACUUUUCUGGUAUAUGUUCACUAGAUGGUUGUGAUGAUGUAUGUAAUUUAGUUCUUUGAAGCGAGAUGGAGCAAGGCAAUCGCUUGAAAAAGUGUUUCUUUAACGAGUAUGUUUACAGUAUCUUGUGGCAGACACUAUUUGUACUGAAUUAAUUUAGUCCCAUUGUCAUCAAGAAAUGUUAAUUCACAGUUCUCAUCAUCAUAAGUGAUUUCAUGAGAAAAUUGCAUAUUGAUUUGGCUUCUUCGUUGACUUCAAACAUCAAUGAAGACUCUGUUUGCUGUUUUAAGUUCUUACCGUGUUCUCCGUCUUUUCCUUACCUCUUUCUAUCUUUCUUAUACUUUAAAAGUCAUAACCAUUUGACACAUUUUUUUUUGCUUUGAAAGUACUAAGUGAGCAUUUUCUCAUUGUUUGUACCUUAUGAUGGUAAUUUUUUUCCGAAGAAGUCAUUUAUCAGUGACUGACUUGAAAGAAAUUUUGGGUGUAUAGAAUGGUAUGUAGAGUCGGUAGCCAAGGUUCUUUAAUCUAACAUUUCCAGGGGUGUUUUGUACCGUUGCUAUGGAUACCAAGAUGCAACAAUACUGUAAUAGAUAUCAUAAUUAAUACGCUGUGGUAACAGCUGUUUUCUAAAAAGUAGAGACUAAUUGAUUCAAUAAAUAACAGUGAUAGUGUAAGUUGAUCAUAUUUAUCAAUCACAUACCAGUCAUCCUAUUUCAUAAUGGAAACCAGGGACAUCCAAUUCAAUAUUUAUAGUGCAUUGUUAUUAAGACCACCAGGUAGGCUUGUAGAAUAUAAACUCACGAUAGGAUUUUUUUUUCGAGAACCUACCAUGAAAUCGGGUAUAAUAAUGAGGGUUUUAAGAGCAUAGAUGUCAAGUAGAAGUUCAUAAUGAUAUUAAUCUGUGUAUAUUAAACGCCAAAAAUACAUGUGAUCUCUUAAAAAAUAGGGUGACCCAGGCCUCGAUACUGUGUAAUCUUAUAAGUGCUGUAGCCCAAUAAAUGAAAGUGUCCUUCUAUAUGAUAGGGAUAAAAAAAACCAGUAAAACUUCCUUCCAGAAUGGAUUUCCACACACAGUUGAAGUGAAUUUUCAUAUUAAAACUAUUUCAUGCAUGUUAUACUAUCCUUUAUUUUUUCAAUCGGUGUCAAUGGUGGUUGCAACCUAGUUUUUCCGACGGCGGCGUCAACAAUGUUAAGGUUUUGCGUUUAGCUCUGUUUCUGACAAAGCUGCACCAACAAAACCUCCAUCAUAGAUGAAGCAUGGGUAGUGGAGCCUACUGCACUAAAAACAUUUCAUUGAUUUCUGCAUUUUUUUGGUAAAAACUCAAAUUUCUGGACUUCGAAAAAACUCAACGUUAAGGUUUUGUGUUUAGCUCUUACAUAUUAGGCUGUUUCUGACAAAGUAUAAAUGCUAGAGCAACCAAACUUGGGUCAUAGGUGUAUCAUGGGAUGUAUAGCUGAAUGCAUUACACUCUUUACUAGCAUUUCAACGAUUUUUGUAUUUUUUGGGUAAAAACCUCAAAUUUCUGGACUUAGAAAAAAAAUCAACGUUAAGGUUUUGCGUUUA